Volvox carteri f. nagariensis is the source of this 354-nucleotide messenger RNA. RefSeq lists its product as uncharacterized. The record is from RefSeq and is a predicted model, not a curated record. The transcript is spliced from 2 exons. The coding region runs from base 1 to 354 and encodes 117 amino acids. NCBI's taxonomy places the organism in Eukaryota, Viridiplantae, Chlorophyta, Chlorophyceae, Chlamydomonadales, Volvocaceae.
AUGGUUACGCGCUACGCCAAGAAGCGUACUUCAUUUAUGAGCGCGUCGUACACCGCGAUACCCAAGCUCGUGCCCUGCUGCAGCUGCAGCCGCCGCCUGCGGCGGUGGCUCCCCCGGCUGUGGUGCCGCGUGGCCCCGGGCGGCGGCAGCGGCGCCGGCGGCGAGAUUUGUCGUACGAUGCUGACCCAGAUCACCAAUGGACCCAACUUGAUUACCAGUAGGGUUCCAGGCUGGGGCGACGGCGGCGGGCCAGCGCGCGGCGGCAGCAGCACCGCCGCCGCCGCCGUCUCCUGCGGUUUCGGGGCCGUGCCCGACAGACCGGGGACCGCCGCCAGUGUAGCCCAUAGACGCUGA